AUGAAGUUCGCCCAGACAAGCUCUCUGCUAGCUCUGGCUUGGGCCUCUGUUGCAACCGCUCUGCCAGCCCAAGAAGAGAGGUCAGCGUAUAAAGGUAGUCAAAAGCCAUCCUGCCGGUUCGGCCUCAAAUGGUCCCAGCAAGAUGUGCUUGAUCGAACAGAUGACUUCAUCUGGGAUCUGUUGUACUGGGAGGGCAAGUUCCAUCAAAACGACGUAGCCUACAACACCAAAAAUGGCAUGUCCUAUGACGGGACGCAGAUCGAUUGGGUCACCGGCAAGCGCACUGCGAAACACCCUUUCAGCGCCGCAAGCAAAGAGGCGCUCCAAAUUAUUCUCUAUGCCCAGGCAAUCGCCGGUUCUCGAGAGGCUGCCAGAUUCCUGACUCCCAAUGACCUCAAGGCAGCUCCCGCCUUUGCAGCCUCCAUCAUGGAAGUCAAAUUGAAGUCCUACCUUCAAUUCAAUGAGACUUUCCCCGGCUUUGGCGGCUUUCUCCCUUGGAUGCUCACCGAUGGGGAUGCCAUCAGGCCGACUGACGACUGGGUCAACAGGGUCCCCGGUUUAGAUAACGGAGAACUUAUCUGGGCCGUUUAUGGCUGCGUUGAAGCCCUCAGGAGCCAACACAAGUCAAAGUUUACCAAGAUUGCCAACGGCUGGCAGGAUUGGCUCGACUAUGUCGCAUCAACGGCAGCCGACAUCUUCCACGUUGGCGAUGGGAAAGUCUGCGCCGUCACUUCAAUUGCAGACCAGACUUUGCCAAUCCAGGAUACGAAGCAGAGCUACAAAUGCGAAACGCCCACGUAUCUUGAUGACCCAUAUGAAGGCGAGCUCUUGACGUACUUCUUGCAAUUCUUCGGGGACUUGUCCAAGAAGGAGAAGCAGAAGCUCUGGGAAUACAAGCGUCCCAAAUUGGAGAGUGCCGAGUAUAACAUGGGAGGGGUUGGCCCGAUUACGUUAUGCACAGGUUAUUGGUUCUCCAGCCACGAAAUCUGGAACCAACUUGAGCUGCCUUACUACGAUGUCGACAUUAUUCACCGCCUUUUCAAGAAUGGAGAACGCGUUCGGACCUGCAACUCGGUUGUCACCAAGGUCCCAGGGAUGUACGCGUCGGUCAACAACUCGACCGAUCCUGAGACAGACACCAUCAUUGGUUACAUUUCUCCGGCUGGCAUCCCGUCGGUAGCGAGUCAAACGGAACAGGAACAUGAUGUCAUCACCCCGUACAGUGUUUUCCCGACCGUUAUGUUUGACAAGGCCGUGGGCCUCGCUUGGUGGAGAAACAUGAUUGUUGGAAAGAAGAUGCAGAACCCGUACGGAAGUACCGAGUCUACGAGGGUAGAUGGCGAAUUAGUCUCGGCGCUAUUAACCUGGGACAGCAAGGUCACCACUGUAGUGGCCCUACUAGGUGGUGUCACCGACCUCCGUGAAUAUUCAUUGGUAUUUGGCGAGCUGAAGGGAGAGGAUGUGGACUUCUGUUUGCCGAAGGCGACCGUGCCGGAUGCUGGCCUUGAAGAUUUCACGGCUUGCCGGGAGUAG
Messenger RNA from Ilyonectria robusta, 1533 nucleotides. RefSeq lists its product as uncharacterized. The record is from RefSeq and is a predicted model, not a curated record. Lineage: Eukaryota; Fungi; Ascomycota; Sordariomycetes; Hypocreales; Nectriaceae. The coding region runs from base 1 to 1533 and encodes 510 amino acids. The transcript is spliced from 7 exons.